AUGUCGGCCUCCCUGCCAGGCAAUCGUGAGCUGCCCGAGUCGCAAUACGAUCUGGAUACUUAUUGGGGGCGCGUCAAGCAGACCGCUGGUAUCACAGACCCAAGGACUCUCUUUGCUGGAAAGAAUGGCCUUGAGCAUGCGAAGAAGCUGGUGGUGGCGUAUAAGCAAGGGGAAAUCCACGAGAUGACGCCGGAGCUGUGGAAGGCGAAGAAGAUAGUCGACUCUACAUUACACCCAGAUACGGGAGAGCCCGUCUUGCUCCCCUUCAGAAUGUCCUGCUUCGCGCUGUCGAACCUGGUCGUCACGGCAGGCAUGCUGACACCAGGUCUGAAGACUACCGGCACGAUCCUCUGGCAAGUAGCCAACCAAUCCCUCAAUGUCGCCAUCAAUAACGCAAACGCGAACAAGUCCACGCCGCUCUCAUACUCGAAAAUGGCCCAAUCCUACUUCCUCGCCGUGGGCGCCUCAUGCUCGGUAGCCGUAGGGCUAAACUCGCUCGUACCGCGCCUGAAGCGCGUCUCGCCCUCCACGAAGCUGGUACUCGGCCGCCUCGUGCCCUUCGCGGCCGUCGCGUCCGCCGGUGCCCUCAACGUGUUCCUCAUGCGCGGCGAGGAGAUGCGCACCGGCAUCGACGUAUACCCAGUGUUGUCGGAAAAGGACAGGGCGCGGCUGGCGGCCGAGGGCAGGGCCGAGAACGACGUGCCGAGUCUGGGCAAGAGCAAGAAGGCAGCGAAGUUGGCGGUUAGCGAGACGGCGCUCAGCCGCGUGCUGAACAGCACGCCCAUCAUGGUGGUGCCGCCGCUGAUCCUCGUGCGUCUGCAGCGCACCGAGUGGUUGAAGGGGAAUCCGCGCUUCACGCUGCCUGUCAAUCUGGGUCUCAUCCUCGGCAUGAGCUACAUCGCGCUGCCGCUUGCCCUCGCCGCGUUCCCGCAACGCCAGCGUAUCAGCGCUGGUAGUCUCGAGGAAGAGUUCCGCGGUCGGGGUGGCGAUGGCGGCAUGGUUGUAUUUAAUCGCGGUAUCUAG
Molecule: messenger RNA, 1023 nt
Organism: Anthostomella pinea
Lineage: Eukaryota; Fungi; Ascomycota; Sordariomycetes; Xylariales; Xylariaceae
Source: the annotation of a GenBank genome assembly